Molecule: messenger RNA, 3005 nt
Organism: Corylus avellana
Lineage: Eukaryota; Viridiplantae; Streptophyta; Magnoliopsida; Fagales; Betulaceae
Product: dynamin-related protein 3A
Cellular component (GO): membrane; microtubule; cytoplasm
Molecular function (GO): GTP binding; microtubule binding; GTPase activity
Source: RefSeq, a predicted model, not a curated record
UUUGAAAAUUUUCAAACCAGUUCGGAUGCCCACGGGUCCCAGCCACAGACCACGAGAGGCCCAAGUCUCAAAGAGUCUACCGUUGGUCUCACAAAGUGAUUACCACCGGCUCUACGCAACAUCGCCGUUUGGAAAGCUGUCAACUAUAAAACCUCUCCCCCAACUUCCAAGCUCACUUCUUCCCCUCCAAGAACCUUUCCACAACGGUCGAAACCCCACAAAACCCCUUUUUGUAAAUCAUAAAACCCUUGGAUUCUGUUGUCUUUCUUUUGGCUUUAAGACCAAUGGGUGAAGAAGCGAGAACAGCGGAUGACUUUCUUGGUGCCAAUCCAAGAACUCCGGCGCCGCCGCCGACGAUCGGGUCGUCGGUGAUCCCUAUCGUCAACAAGCUCCAAGACAUUCUGACGCCGGUGCGGGGCCAGCUGGCCCAGAUUUCGCUGCCGCAGGUGGCCGUGGUGGGCAGCCAGAGCAGCGGUAAGUCUAGCGUGCUCGAGGCGCUGGUGGGACGCGACUUCCUCCCCCGCGGCUGCGACAUCUGCACCCGCCGACCGCUCGUCUUGAUGCUCGAGAACCUCCCUCGCAGGCCCGACGAAGAUGGAGUAGCGGAGUGGGGUGAGUUCCGACACUUGCCCGGCAAACGCUUCUACGAUUUCUCCAAGAUUCGCCAAGAAAUCCAGGCGGAGACCGACAGGGAAGUUGGGUAUAACAAAGGGGUUUCAGAUAAAGAAAUUCGCUUAAAGAUUUCCUCUCCAAAUGUCCUUAAUAUGGUCCUUGUUGAUCUACCUGGUAUUACCAAGGUUCCUGUGGGUGAUCAACCCAGUGACAUUGAAGCCAGGAUUAGGAAGAUGAUAAUGGCACAUAUCAGGCAAGAAAACUGUAUUAUUUUGGCAGUUAGUCCUGCAAAUUCUGAUUUGGCAACUUCUGAUGCGCUUCAGAUGGCUAGAGAAGCUGAUCCAACUGGUUCUAGGACAAUUGGUGUAAUCACCAAGCUUGAUAUAAUGGACAGGGGUACUGAUGCCCGUAAAUUUCUGCUUGGAAAUGUUAUUCCACUUCGCCUCGGCUAUGUUGGUGUUGUCAAUCGCAGCCAGGAGGACAUCAAUAAAAACCGGAGCAUUGCAAACGCUCUUACUUACGAGGAGCGAUUCUUUCGUGAUCAUCCUGUAUAUCGUGGUCUAUUGGAUCAUUGCGGCAUUCCCCAGUUAGCAAGGAAGCUGAAUCAGAUUCUGGAGCACCAUAUCAGAACGGUUCUCCCAGAUUUGAAGGCUGAGCUCAAUUCUUUUAUGGUUGGUGUCAUCAAAGAUCUGAGAACAUUUGGAGAAGCUAUGGAAUCUAGAGGGGAGCAAGGAGUGAUUCUGUUGAACAUUUUGACAAGAUAUUGUGAAGCCUUUUCUGCCAUGGUGGAUGGGAAAAGUCAGGAGCUGUCAACUAAAGAAUUGUCAGGCGGAGCCAGGAUUCAAUAUAUUUUUCAGUCAAUUUUUGUAAAGAGCUUGGAGGAAGUGGACCCUUGUGACGAUCUGAAUGAUGAUGACAUCCGAACGGCUAUUCAAAAUGCGACUGGUCUGAGAAAUUCUUUGUUUGUGCCAGAAGUUCCAUUUGAAGCUUUGGUCAGAAGACAAAUCGCACGGCUGUUAGACCCUGGCCAUCAGUGUGUUCAAUUUGUUUAUGAUGAACUGAUGAAGAUGAGCCGUGCUUGUGAGACAACUGAAUUGCAAAGGUUUCCACUCUUGAGAAGGCGUAUGGAUGAAGUCAUGGGGAAGUUUUUGCGUGAUGGUGUAAUACCUGCUGAGAGAAUGAUAGAGAAUCUUAUUGAGAUGGAGAUGGAUUAUAUAAAUUCUGCAAAUCCAAAUUUCUUAGGCGGGACCAAAGCUGUUGAGCUUGCUAAGCAAGAGUUUAAAUCAUCACAGUUUGUUUAUAUUAUUCAGGGCGAUAUUGAUGGUGAAAGGGUACCCACGUCAGGGAGGGGCCAGAAAUUACGAGCUGCUCUCCCUAAGUUGGUUGUGAAUGGCAUUUUGCCUAACCAGCAGGGAAGUCACCCUCCUUCAAAUAACGAGAGACCUGUACCAUCUGGAGGUUACAAUGCCACGAAGAAUUGGGGAAUCAAAUCAAUAUUUGGCAGCAGGGUAUCAUCUGGAGAGAGUCAAGCUAGCAGAUCUCUUAGUGAAACUGUUUCAUUCAUGGAGCAGAAACCCUCUACAAUCCAGUUGAGUGAGCCCCCAUCCACCUUAAGACCACUUGAAGUGACUGAGCAUGAUGAAGUUAUAAUAAUUGCAACGAAAUUACUCUUGCGGUCUUACUAUGACAUUGUCAGAAAGAACAUUCAAGACUUAGUUCCAAAAGCUAUAAUGCACUUUCUGGUGAAUCAUACAAAAAGGAACCUUCAUAGCGCCUUUAUAAAAAAACUGUACAGAGAGAACCUCUUUGAAGAGCUAUUUCAGGAGCCUGACGAGGUUGUUGUAAAAAGAAAACAGACCCAUCAACUAUACGAUGUUCUGCAAAAUGCUAUUCAGAUACUCGAGGAGGUUGAAUCCGAUGUUUUGCCCCAAAGUUCAAACUUAAGAUUGGGUGCUGAUACUACAAAUGGAUUGCCAAAAACCCCCGAAUUCUCUUCAUCCUCUCUACGCUUGACAAAUUAUAGUGCUAGCAGGUCAUCCUACUUACCAUCAUUUACUGGUUCUAGUUCUCGUAGGUUGUUUCAUUCAGAAGAGCACUCAAAUGGACUGUAACUAUCGGAUGGUAGUGCUGGAUCCUUAAUACUACACGAAUUACUAUCCUUAAUACUACACGAUACAAACACACCUAUGUCAGCUUGUAUAGUGCUUUGAUUUCUUGUAUUGAAAUUCAGCUAGUGCCCCGAGUUUACUGCUUCAAUAUUCUUUUGGUUAUAUUCGAAAUUUCUUUGGGGCCAAUUACAUAAUAAAAAAAAUAUAUUCUUUGGUUGUAUGAAUGAAGGAGUUAAUUGUUUGAUGAGCAAAUGAUGUAAAUCUCUUAUCAUUACUUUUGUUUUA